This is a messenger RNA of Ahaetulla prasina, 2933 nucleotides long. RefSeq names its product centromere protein K (gene CENPK). The transcript has 10 exons. Gene Ontology annotation, cellular component: nucleus. Gene Ontology annotation, biological process: kinetochore assembly; mitotic sister chromatid segregation. The record is from RefSeq and is a predicted model, not a curated record. NCBI's taxonomy places the organism in Eukaryota, Metazoa, Chordata, Lepidosauria, Squamata, Colubridae. The coding region runs from base 110 to 952 and encodes 280 amino acids.
GCCAAUGGGAACGCAGCCCGCGCGGAUUUGGACGCCAGAGGACGUCCUCGAGAGUCGGAGCUCCCCGUGAGGCGAAAAAGGGGCCGAAGGAAGGAGCAGAGCUAUUGCUAUGGCUGAGAAACUUGCCAAGAACUUUUCUUCAGAUAAGGAAGAUGUGCCAAGACCAGCUAGCAUGUUAUUAGAUUCAGAAAAUCCCAAAGAACAACUCAUAGAAGAAUGUGAAGAAUUAUGGAAACAAGUGGAGGAGUGCCAUACUAAAUUAUCUCUUCAAAGUGUUGAAACUCUUCCAGUUUCAGAUCUCAAGCUUUCGUUGUUAACAAAACGAUUCAAGGCUCUGUCAGCUGAAUUUAACCAAUGGCAGAAAAGAGAACCAGAAAUAAUUACUACAAAUCCAGAUGUCCUGGUAGAAUUAGGAAAAGAACAGUUGAAGAAAUUAGACCACGAACUUGAAAUGGUGCUAUCAACAGUUAAUGCAAAGAACAAAAAACUAAACGAAGAUUUUAUAAGGGAACAAAAAUGGUUGGAGGAGCAGGAACAGCUUAUAGAAUGUCUCAACCAAACAACAGAAAGAAUGAGCAAUCAUGUAGUAAAUAUUUCUGAAAAAAGAGCCUUUCAGGAACUGAAAGCUAAAAUGCUGAAAAUAAAAGCUUAUAAGGAAGAUAUUUUGAGUGCAUUAGGAGAUUUCCUUGACGAACAUUUUCCACUUCCUGAAAAUAGUGGAACUGCAAAAAAGAAAAGGCAUUCAUCAGAAGAGGAAGAUGUGCAGCUCCUAUCAUUACAUGAAAUUUUAGAGAAUCUCAUCAAUAAACUGGUAAACACUCCACAUGAUCCAUAUAUAAUGAUCAGUGAAUCAUUUUGGUCACCUUACAUUGAGCUUCUGCUGAGAUACGGGAUUGCAUUGAGACACCCAGAAGAUCCAAACAAGAUACGUCUGGAGAAUUUUCACCAAUAGCAAGAUAUUUUAAGAUGAAGGUUAUUCAGCAGAACAGAGUUGACUAAAAAAACCUCUAAUCUGAGGAGAUAAUAUUAAAUAGAAAUACUUUGUGUUUUUCAGGCAGAAUCCUACAAUAUUUUGUAAAGUAGUAUCUACAGAACCAUUUUUUAAAAGUUUGUGGUUGUCACAAUUCCUUUUUAUGUUUUACUGAUGUUAGUAAAUUAUGCUUGUAUUCUAAAAACUAUUGGCUUUGUUAAGAGAUCAGAUUAAAGGAUUAUUUUAGACAAAUGAUUUGACUAGCUUUCCUAUCAUCAGAUGUCAAACUUGAGCAUCUGUUCACAAGAAAUGAAAUGGUGGGAGGAAUAAAGCUUGUUGACUUCUAAAUGACAUUAGGCAUGAUUCUGUAAGAAAAUAUAUGAAAGAAAGAAAAGGGAGAUGUCAUUAAAAGUUAAAAUUAACUUAACAUUAAAAUAUUCAGAUCUGAAAAAUAUCUGCCUUCAUUCUGGUAUCAUUAGCCAACUUUUUCAUCCAUUGGUAAUGUAUUUAAAAAGAUAUAAUGGAAAACGUAAUAGAAUACAGGUAGUCCUUGAGUUAUGACCACAAUUGAUCCCCAAGUUUCUGAAGGAAGGCAGGGCAGUUGUUAAGUGAGUUUUGCCCCAAUUUACAACGUUUUUGGCAUCCCUCAUUGACUUUGCUUGUCAAAAACUGGCUGGGAAGGUUACAUAUGGUAAUUGCAUGACUCCUGGACAGUGCAACUGUCAUAAAUACAUGCCAGUUGCCAAGGCCCCAGAUUUUGAUCACGUGACUAUGGGGAUGCUGCAACAGUUGUAUGAAAACCAGUCAUGUCACUUUUUUCAAUGUUGCUGUAACCUUGAACAGUCAUUAAACAAAUGAUUGUCAUUUACAAUCUACAAGUUCUAAUAUCAAAAGCAGUUUCUCAACCUCAGCAAUUUUUAGAUGGACUUCAACUCCCCAAAUUCCCCAGCCAGUCAUGAUGACAAGGGAAUUCUAGGAGUUGAAGUCCACAUCUUAAUAUUGAUAAGAUUGAGAAACACUGACCUAAAUUGUCUGAGAGAAAAGAAUGUUUCAAAAAAUGCACAAUACAUCUUUUACACAUAUUGUAGUCCAUUCACAGUAGAGAAUUUAAAAAGCCAAGAUGGUGGCCAUAAUCAAAGACAUCAGCUUGAUCUUUAUUUACUCUCAUCUAUACAUGCUUCUAGUUUAGUCCUCAAGAUCAUGACAACCGUCUUAGCAGAAAUUCUUGAAGUUCUGAAUUAGGCCAUCCCCAAAUCUAAUUUUGUAGUCAAUGCACAUAUCACUUCAGAUAGACAGUCAGCGACAAUAGUGCAAAAUAUGAAUCAGUAUAAACAAAGGAUGGAAAAUCAGAAGGUAGACAAUAUAUAGUAUUUAAUAUAUGUGAGAGUAAGCAAGGAUGUAAUGUCAUUUUAGCUGUAACUCAUGAGAACAUUGCUGCUUUUCAGCUGGUUUAAGUCUUGAUCACUUAAAGAUUCCUAACGGUAUUAAUAGGUAGUUCAGCAAAUCCAUUAUUGUAUAGUCCCCAUUUCCAUAGAAUAUUACUUUAUUGUCUUUAUAUUCUAUAUUAUCUUUGAGGUAAUAUUUCAUGCAUUGUGUAUACUUGUUAAAAAUAUUGCAAAAAAAUGUCACACUCCAGCCCAGGUAGUUCUCAAUAGGUAAUGUAUCUCAAUACUGUAGAGUCCUUUUUUUUUCAAGCAGCCCAUGUUAUAAAGGCACUUCAAGAAAGCUCUAACGUUUAAGUGGGGUCUGGGAAUUUAUUGGGUUCUGGUUAUUUAAAACAAGAUAUUUUAGUCUUUUCUUAAUGUAUUAAACUUUUAAAGCUAUUUUCCAUCAAGUUACAUCUGGCUUUCUGCUUCAUCUUUCCUAUGAUGCUUGUUAUGUGAUAUUGAUCAGAUUACCAUCAGUAGCAGCUGCUAUGAGGUUAAUCACAGCUCCAAGUCACCCAAGGUAGCCGAAACAUUUG